This is a messenger RNA of Trifolium pratense (red clover), 786 nucleotides long. RefSeq names its product chaperone protein dnaJ 11, chloroplastic. Bases 73 to 567 code for a protein of 164 amino acids. NCBI's taxonomy places the organism in Eukaryota, Viridiplantae, Streptophyta, Magnoliopsida, Fabales, Fabaceae. The transcript has a single exon. The record is from RefSeq and is a predicted model, not a curated record.
UAACACAAAGAUCUAUCAUUUCACAUUCCCAUUUUACCCUCGCUUAUCGCAACUCUCUGUUUCAAUUUUCCGAUGACGGCGACACUCACUCUCGCCGGUAUCUCCGCCGUCCGGCCACUCCAAUUCACCAACAACUGUUCCAAUUUCUCCUCCGCAAGAUUCAUCCAGAAGCCAACUUCCAAUUUCUCAAAUCGCCGCCGGAUUUCAAUCCGAGCAGCAACGGCGGUGGUUGAGACACGGCUGCCGGCGACGAGUCUCUACGAAGUUCUACGUUUAAAGCCUGGUGCAUCUCCUACUGAGAUAAAAUCGGCUUACCGGAGUCUGGCUAAGGUUUAUCACCCCGACGCGGCGGCGCAGCGGUUGCCGGAGUGUGGUGACGGGGACUUCAUCGAGAUUCGUAACGCUUAUGAGACACUAUCUGAUCCAUCUGCAAGAUCAGUUUACGAUAUGUCACUGAUGACGGCACACGGUGGAAGGAACCGGCGAUUUACGGCGGCUCCGGUAACACAGAAACGGCAGUCUGGAUAUUAUAGUAAUCGGAGAUGGGAAACGGACCAAUGCUGGUAGAAAGCGUUUAACUUGCUUCGGAUAUAAACAAAGAACUUCUUCAUACACAAAAACAACAAAAAGGAGAAAACAAAAAAUUAGGACAUUAGAAAGAGAGUUGUGAGGUUUGAUGAAAUUACUACUAACUUAAGCUAUAGAGUAAAGUGAAAAACAAAAAAUUAUGUAGAUUUAUGUCCCUUCUAUUCUAUUUGUGAGAAUGUAAAUGUUUUUUCUCUCAAA